CCAACAUCGAUUAACACUCUUUCCCGAUAGAUCCAUAGAGCCUCCGUGAACGCAAAGUGGAGGGCUAAUUCCCCGAUUGUGCCUGCCUAAGAUGGAAGUCUUUCUUUUAUAGAACGUAGCACAAGAACAGAGCCUUACUACCUCUCAGUUUGAGUGAAAGCAAACGUUCCAUUAGCGUCAACCAGCCAUUCCUUCACACCCUGUCGAGGGACCCUUCUCACAAUCAUGGCGCUUCAAUCUACUCCCAAAGUUGGUACUCAAGCUUUUGCCGUGGUCACAGGAUCUCUCCUUUCCGGGGCAAUGAUGGGCAUUUCCCUGAUGACUAUUCGUGUCUUCCUUGACACUGAUACACAAGCCUCCCACUUAUUGCAGCAAUGGGUCCGCCUCUAUCAUUAUGGUCACCAAGUCAUGCCAUCACUGGCUAUUGCGACCUGUGGGCUGUACAGCUAUAUUACUAUUAGCAAGAGGGCUUCUCACAGACCAUGGUUAAUCUACGCAUUAGCGGCUGUAACUACAGUCAGCGUGGUGCCAUUCACGUGGAUCGUAAUGGCACCUACAAACAAUAGUUUAUUUCAGUUGGACGCUGAGAAUCAAGUGGCGGGUGCAACCAUGACGAGCUUGGAACAUGUUCAGGAGCUUGUAACAAGAUGGGGUUGGUUGCAUGGUAUUCGCUCAUCUUUCCCUAUUGUGGGAGCGGCUUUGGGCUUCACAGGCGUUCUGCGGGAAAUUGAGGCUUAAUAUUUGUAGAUGGUGAUGAUUAGCUGUACUCCCAGUAAAU
Mollisia scopiformis is the source of this 778-nucleotide messenger RNA. Its product is annotated as DUF1772-domain-containing protein. The coding region runs from base 226 to 738 and encodes 170 amino acids. The transcript has 2 exons. The record is from RefSeq and is a predicted model, not a curated record. NCBI's taxonomy places the organism in Eukaryota, Fungi, Ascomycota, Leotiomycetes, Helotiales, Mollisiaceae.